Molecule: messenger RNA, 1611 nt
Organism: Botrytis cinerea B05.10
Lineage: Eukaryota; Fungi; Ascomycota; Leotiomycetes; Helotiales; Sclerotiniaceae
Gene: Bcpom33
Product: Bcpom33
Exons: 4
Coding region: 334-1176 (280 amino acids)
Biological process (GO): endoplasmic reticulum tubular network organization; membrane organization
Cellular component (GO): membrane; endoplasmic reticulum
Source: RefSeq, a predicted model, not a curated record
GAAUAAAUGGAGAAUGAAGAAUGAAGAGACAAAUCCAAAGUGACGCAGUACAGGGAUUUUUAACUAGUGCAGCCAUGUUCCAGUAGCUUCUUCCCAUCGACCAAGAAACCUGUUGACACAACUACAACUACAAUUACAACUCAACUUCAACUAAAACGAUCAAUCCUACUUUAAAACUUCCAAUAUUUCCUCACCACCAUCAUCAAUCUGACAUCCCCAUCACAAUCACACGCAACAGUUCGUAUCAUCACACAACACCUUCAAUCACACGCAUAAAGGUGUACUACCCUUGAUUUCUUCAGCAAGGAGAAAACUUACAUCGACAACUUCAAAAUGGCUCCCCCACCUUCUGCCUCUCUCCCCCUUCAGGAGAGGCUCAUACAACUCGCGCAAACAUUGCAGUUUGCUUGGUUUGUAGGACACGUCUCGCUCCUAUUCUGCAUUCUCAGAUACGGCCUUUCGUACAUAACUUUCAACUACUACUCGAGAUGGGCUACCUUUUCUUAUCGUACCGCCUUUAUCUCUGCCGCCGUUACCUACGGCAUCGUGGUUUACAAGGCAUUCCGUGCUCGCGCCAGAGCUGGAAAGGCAAAUCAAGCUGGUUUGAUCUCUCUUAUCGCUGAUGAGAAUGUUCAAUACUUGGCCAUGGCACUCGUGUGGCUCUUUAACAAGCAAUACCCUCUUGCCAUGCUUCCAUUCGGUGUUUACUCGGUCUUCCACGUCGCAACUUAUACCCGUACCAACCUCAUCCCAACUCUCCAACCAGCUCCACAAGGUACCGACCCUAAGGCUGCUCCAAAGCCAAACGCUACGGCCGAUACCAUUGGCAAGUUCGUCAAGGAAUACUAUGACACAUCCAUGGGACUUGUUGCUCUUCUCGAAAUCAUCCUCUGGGCUCGUAUCUUCCUCUCCGCUAUUGCAUUCCAAUCUGGUUCCUGGAUUUUGAUUGUUAUCUACACUGCCUUCCUUCGUUCAAGAUUCGCUCAAAGCGCAUUUGUUCAAGGACAAUUCAGACAAGUAGAGUCAAGAAUUGACAGCCUUGUUAGUGCCCAAUCUACUCCUCCAGCAGCAAGACAAGUUUGGGAAGCUAUUAAGGGUGCCGCUAAAACUUUCCACGAUGCUACCGACAUCGGAAAGUAUGUUGCCGGUGCCCAAGCUCAAAAGAAGACUUCGUAAACGACAAUUGCCGAUUCAACUACAAGAUUAGGUUACCAGUCGAGAGAUUUCUGGAAGUGUAGGUGAAGCACGGAAAGAAUGGUCCUUGGACUGGGAAGGAUAUCACAAAUAUGAAUGCUCAAAAGCGAGUAUUAUCAGCAAUUCAAUGAUGAAUCAAAUGGGUCGGGACUUCUUAUAUCCAGGUGGUUUAUACAUCAUGAUUAGUUGUCUAGGUCUUUUAUUCCGGAUAGUAGGAAAAGCUUGAAAAUUUGAGGACUGGGCAGUAAGGAUGGAUGAUGUAUGCGUACUUGGUAUCCUGACUGCUUCCUUUCUUUUUGUUUUUACUGCAGCGAGGGAGUUAUUUUUGUGCACUUGUUUUAUGUGGCGUGUAUUCAAAGUCUAAUAAUAAAGAUUUCAUGAAAUUCAAAUUGUUUAUCAUCUAUGUGUGAGUUAUGA